This is a messenger RNA of Habropoda laboriosa, 480 nucleotides long. RefSeq names its product UPF0669 protein v1g209471-like. Bases 1 to 480 code for a protein of 159 amino acids. The transcript is spliced from 5 exons. The record is from RefSeq and is a predicted model, not a curated record. NCBI's taxonomy places the organism in Eukaryota, Metazoa, Arthropoda, Insecta, Hymenoptera, Apidae.
AUGAAGAAUAUAUUUACUUUUAUCAUUUUGGUAUCUUAUGUGCUAGCAAAUGAAGACAAAUUGUUACAUUAUACAGCUGAUGAAGUUACAGCAGGUUCAUACAAGUAUUAUGGUUUAACGUAUGAUGGUUUCAUUAAAAUAAUAUUGAUAUCUGAAAUUGGUGACGCAGAUUUAUAUGCUUCACAAACAAUAUCAAAGCCAACUUAUGAACCACAUGAAUAUUGCCUUCAAUCUGCCACAUGUGGAGAAGAUAUUAUUCUUAUUCCUGAUAGCUUUAAAAGACCAGUUACUAUAGGAGUUUAUGGACAUCCAUCAAAUGAAAAUAGUAAAUACAUUCUUUUAGUGUAUGAAACCACAGAUACAGAAAAUAUCUCUUACGAUAGAAAUUCAAAGAUUCAUAUUGAUGAGGAACAAAAGCCACCAAUUUUAACCUCUAUUACAUGGUAUCUGUUAGAUUUAUUUUUUAAUGUCUUGUUUUGA